Molecule: messenger RNA, 648 nt
Organism: Amphiprion ocellaris (clown anemonefish)
Lineage: Eukaryota; Metazoa; Chordata; Actinopteri; Pomacentridae
Product: cytochrome b-c1 complex subunit 10-like
Exons: 3
Coding region: 16-198 (60 amino acids)
Biological process (GO): mitochondrial electron transport, ubiquinol to cytochrome c
Cellular component (GO): mitochondrial inner membrane
Source: RefSeq, a predicted model, not a curated record
CAGAGGCAGGUCGGGAUGGUCCAGAAAAUACUCAAUAAGUUCGUCGGUGCCAAGUACGUGGCCAUUCUGAGGACGUGGGUCCCGAACAUGGUAGCUUGGGGAACGGUCGGAGGCGUGGCACUCGUUCACUUCACAGACUGGCGGUUAAUUCUAGACUAUGUGCCAUACAUUAAAGGAAAAUUCAAGAAGGAUGAGUAAAGUCAACACGAAAAUGACCAGAGCUUGGGGAUGGGUGGAUUGCUUACACAGCGCGGGCUUAAGUGGGAUGCCCUGUCUCAACAAUCAGUCUCUGAGGGCUUGUUAGGAGUUCGGACUUCGGGAUGCACACUGUAUGAAUGCUGUUUUUGGUCCAGUGUUAUUAAAUGUUAAUAAAUCUUGAAUUUACCCCAAUGUGUCCAGUUAUUCUGUAAAUCCCCAAAUAUUGUAUUUUUCUGCUUAAAACUGCAUGAUGAGAGGCUUUUCUUUUGAUGUAUUCUGGUCAGUCACAUGCACAUCCAGUAUAUUUGCCAUAAAAUUUCGAUCAUACUUAAUUCACCUUUGGCAUGGGGGGAACCUGCAACAGUGUGGCUUUCAGGGUCACAUUUUUCAAUAUUUGUACUGGAAAAAAUAGUGUGAAAUAAACUGUAUAAUAAAGAGAAUGCAUAUGCA